AUGUUCUCUUCUCUCCAUGCGCUGACUUUCGUCAUCUUCCCCUCCUCCCAGCUGCCUCCUCCCAGCUGCCUCCUCCCAGGUCCCCUCCUUCCCUCUGACCUGAGUCUUCCAUGCUCAUGCCCCCCCUCUGUCCCCGCUCGCUGUACACCGUGUUCCCUGGCAAAUUUGGAGCAAUUGAGCGGAUUUGAGGAGAAGAACCUAUUCAAGGAGUUCAUGGAGGAUCACAACACUGCCACGUUCCCAUCCAAGAAGUACUACAACUUAGCAGCGUGGGAGCAUCAGCAGAUGACGAAGAGGAAGGGACGGCCGGAUAAGCCUUCUGGAAAGGAGAUGACAGAGUUUAAUGAUGAAGAUGCGAGGAGGGAGGAGAUUCGCCGGGAGAGGGAGAAGCAGAAGGAGGAGGAGGUGCUGGCGCUCAAGCGCAGCAUGGAGUCGGGCAUGGCUCAAGCAAUGAGAGACCAGGAGCGACUCAAGGAGGAGCUGCGCUUCCUCUAUCAGAUUGGCAACUACGAGGGAGCUGCUGCCAUUCAAAAGAGGCUUGAACCGGAUGAUCCUUCUAAGCGGUAG
Molecule: messenger RNA, 567 nt
Organism: Closterium sp. NIES-65
Lineage: Eukaryota; Viridiplantae; Streptophyta; Zygnematophyceae; Desmidiales; Closteriaceae
Source: the annotation of a GenBank genome assembly